AUGGAAGAUACCAAUGCUGACGACAGUAAAGUUUUAGAGAUUAUUUCUUACGAAGCAAUUAACAUGUUUUAUAAUAAAUUAGUGUGCCAUGAGGAUAUUGAGAAACUUAAAAAUAUAGUAAAAGACUCUGUCCAGCAAGCUUGGGGAAAAUCAAAUAUUUUGGAUGAAGUUUUUAAAUAUUUUUAUAUUCCAAAUCCUCAAGUAUCCUCAAUUAGCUCAUCAUUAAAACUUCAAAAACACACAAAAGAGGAGUGGCAAAAACAAAUAGAACAAGCUAUAAUUUACUGUGAAAGAGAAGGAAUGGUUAUGGAUGUAAUGGUUAAUGAUGAGCUUAUAAAUAUAUGUUCUGUUAUCUCAAAAAUUUUAAGUGGCUUGGAAGAAAAUUUAGUUUUGUUGGGAAUAUCUGGUGUUGGACGAAGAUCGGCCUUAAAAAUAAUAUCAGCACUUCUUUCAGCUAAACUUAUUGUUCCGUCAUCUGAAACUCAAUCACAGUUAUACAUUGAAUUAAAAAAGGCUGGUAUUACCAAAUUAGAUGAAGCUAAGCAGCUAGUUAAUGAUCUUAAGCUAAAGGCAGAUGAACAGCAAAAUAAAUUGUCUGAAAAACAAGAAAAAGCCAAUUCAGCGUUGGAUAUGAUAAGCAAUACGAUGAAAAACGCCAACAGCAAAAAAGAGCUCAUGGAAAAUCUUAAACAACAAACGGAAGAUGAAAAUGUUCAAAUAUUGCGAAGGUAA
Brassicogethes aeneus is the source of this 732-nucleotide messenger RNA. NCBI's taxonomy places the organism in Eukaryota, Metazoa, Arthropoda, Insecta, Coleoptera, Nitidulidae. The record is from the annotation of a GenBank genome assembly.